UUUUACCUUGAGUUGCGUGUUAGUACAUAUAUGAUUUUAAUAUAUAAAUUUUAAAUAAUGUUGGUUGUUUAGUUUUUAACUUUAAAAAUUUUAAGAAUUACUAUUUUAUUUUUACAUGUUAAUUUAUAUUGUGAAACUGUCGGUAUCUCCACAACUUUUCAAUUAAAUAGAAAGUUCCAAUCAAACAGGAUACCGCGUGUGCUUACUGCUCAUCAAGACAAUGAAUAAUAGGAGUUAUCAAACUAUAUAUAUAUAUAUAUUAGACUGCUUCAUUUUGAGGUCAUGAAAAAAUUUUAAGUACCAUGGAGUGUUAUCUGCUGCGUUGACCCUUAUUUUAUUAGUAGAAUUUUUUUUUUUUUUAAUUUUGACCAUUUUUAGGGGUUGCUCAAAUGCCUCAAAAGUCAUAUUUUAGGCUUUUUUACCCUUUUUUAAGCCCAUUUUUCGCACGUUUGAGCAAGUACUAAAACUCAAAAAAAUUGAAUUUUUUUUUUUCUAGAGUUUUUUCUAAGUUAGAAUAAAAAAAUUAAAAUGCAUGGUAAUUUUAUUUUAUUGAAAUAAUUUGUGUAAAUUUAUCUACAAAAACGCAAAGUUAUGCAAUUGUUGCACUUCGCGUUAAUUUAAAAAUGUUGUGUAUUUGCUUAAACAUGUUGUGCAAAUUACUUAACAAAAACGAUAUUUAAUUUUGAUUUAAAAACGCGGGAAAUAAAUAUAGAUUACUCUUAUGAUAUACUUACUCCAUAUACUAAAUAAAGCUAUUUACUACCGAUUUAAUCAUGUCAGGGAAAAGUAAGAAAAAAGUUGACACACAUUUUUUGGUAAGGGAAUCCAGGUCAUCCUUACCAAAAGACAAGUUUGCUACAAAGCAAGAGGUUUUGCAAUACUUCCUGCAUUUGAAGGAGAAGUACCCAAAACAAAAAGAAAGUAGAAUUAUCCACUGUCCAUUGACAAAAAACUUUGAAAUCAGCUGCCAUAAUGAAAAACAUAUUUGCUGCACUCUUUCAAAGUUAAUUACACCUUGGUUGAAGGGUGGAUUUCAGAUUUUACAAUUACAGACAAUUAGGUAGGUAUCAGACUGUAUAUGUUUUUUUUAUUUAUAUAUUAUUACUUAUUAGCGGAAAAUAUUAAUAUAACUAAUGUCUGCUGUUAAAUAAGUUAAUUAACAGAAAUAGGUGUGUUGUAAAAUAUACCGAACCUAUAAAUCACAUUUUUUAGUAUAAAGAUAGGGAAGCUGAUCCAAACCUGGAAACUGUUAAAAAAAAACAAAGCAAGACAAACUUUAUCAGAGAUUGAAAAAAGGAUGAGGUUUUUAACUCAGAUGAAAAGUAUCUUUUGGAUUGCACCUGAGCUUGAUACUCUGGUUGCAAUCAUUAAAGCUGAUAGGAAACGAAAAGAUCAAGACAAGACUGAAGAUAUUGCAUUUUUAUUAGACCAAUUAGGAGAUAGAAAAACUAGAAUAGGUGGAAUCGGUACAAGGUACCUUUACUCUGUAAACAGGAGUUUAUCCAAAAUUAAAAGGAAAUCAAAUUUGCAUGAAACCAUGUCAGAGAGUGAAUUCAGCUCAAAUGGAUCGGAGAAAGAUGAAGGUAAUGAUGAUUUUUCAUACCCAGAUCCAGAGUUAAAGAAAAAAGUCAAAAAAACUAAUACUGUUAUGCUUCCAAAAGAUAUUCUCAAGAGAACUGCUGAUACUGCUGUUGGGGAAGGAAUAAGUCAUAGGCAGCAUGCUUCCAUGAUUAAUUGUAUAAUCGCGAAAUCGGGUUGAAAUGUAGCUGAAUUUAAAUCUUCAACCUCUACAGCAUUACGCGCUGCAGAUAAGGUCAUUCAUGAUGAAUCAAAGAGGAUCAAGGAUGAUUUAAGAAGUUUAAGAAAAAUCAAUAAGAACAUUUUAGUUCAACUCCAUUUUGAUGGAAAAGUAUGUCAUGAAUAUACUGAUGGGAAAAAAUUGGAACAAGAUCGAUUAGCAAUAUUAAUAAACGCUAACAAGGAAACGCACUUGUUGGGAAUUCCACCCAUUUCUUCUGGAACUGGCAAAAAUCAAAAAAAUGCAAUCAGAGAUAUCUUAAAUAGCUUUAACCUUACAGACAAUAUACAAGCUGUAACAUUUGAUACUAGCAGAAUCAACGCUGGAAAAAAAAAUGGAGCUGUAUCUUUACUGGUAAAUGAAGUCUUUCAACGACCAGUUCUAUCUAUUGCAUGCCGACAUCAUGUCAAUGAGCUACACAUAACACAUUUCUAGAAAAAUUAUCAAAGUAGCAUUACUUCUGGACCAGAUAAUCUGCUUUUUAAAACUUUAAAAUCAGCAUGGAAUGAUCUUGACGCAGACAACCAGGUUUUGAGAAGAUUGACUAUUCCAGAGGAAACAUGGCUUGGUCAUCAAAAGCAUGAAAGCAUAACGUUCUGCAGAAAUAUUAUCGCCAGUGGGUCUCUAAAAAAGGAUGGGGCUACAAGGAAGGACUACAUUGAGCUGGCAGAGCUUACACUUAUGGUGCUUUCUGAGGACAGGUAUAAAUUUCGUACUCCCGGAGCAGUCCACCAUGCCCGCUUUAUGGCAAAAGGUAUCUACUACCUAAAACUCCAACUUAUGAUGGAUGCUAUACCUAGUCUGGAAAAAUGGCUGAAGCAUGAAAUUACUGAAGUGGCAACUUUUGUCUCUGUUUUCUAUACUACCUGGUUUCUCAAAGCUGAACUAUCUGCUGCUGCUCCGAAUCAGGAUAUGAGAGCGCUUUGGCAAAUGAAUAGGUUUAAGGAGUUCAAUUUGAUUGGGGCAGAAUCAGUCAUUAAAUCUAUCAAACGCCACACAUGGUUUCUGGACCCUUACCUUAUUGUACUAGCUCUAGCUGAUGAAAAAUGUAAAGAAAGAGGUGAUAUUGCUCAAAAACUAUACAGCUUUGAAUUUCAUAGUAUGGAUGAAUAUCCGUUAGCCCGAAUAAGUGCUAACAUAGAGGUCCUCAAUUCUUUAGACUUCAGUGGACCGAAGCCUCCCAGCUUAGUUCAUUUGGUCACAGAAAAUUCGUGGCUAUUGUUCCUUAUGAUAGGCCAAAGUAAAAGUGACUGUCAAUGGAUGAAAACCUCUCCAGAAUAUUGGACUUGCAACGAUUUCUACUUAAAAUUUCAGGAGGCAGUUUUUAAUCUUUCAGUUGUUAAUGAUUGCUCGGAAAAAUUCGUUAAACUCAUAAAAGACAAAAUUGAUAUUGCCCGAAAAGAAGAGAAAAGACAGGAUUCACUUUUAUUUUUGCAUAAUUACAAAAGGAAGUAUGGAGGAAAAACUAAGAAAUCCAAGAAAAACAAAAAAAUAAACAAUAUAAAAAUAUAACAUAACAUUUUUAAAAAAUAAUUAUAAACUUUAUAGAAAUUUAAUUAUAAAGAAAUUUGUAAAACAAAAUUGCUAGACGUUUUAUUCAAUAUAAUUAGAUUUUUUUCGUUUCAUGUAAUUUAAUGAAGUUUCUUGCAAUAUAAUAAAGUUCAUAUAGACCUUUAAUGCUAUAUAUAGAUGUUUUAUGCAACAUAGUUAGGUUUUUUUUUCCAAAUGGCUUAACAUAUACAUAAAGAUGCGUAAUAUUCGGUUAUUAAUGCGUAAUAUUCGGUUAAAAUCUGCAUAACUUUGCGUUUUUGUAGAUAAAUUUACACAAAUUAUUU
Hydra vulgaris (swiftwater hydra) is the source of this 3633-nucleotide messenger RNA. NCBI's taxonomy places the organism in Eukaryota, Metazoa, Cnidaria, Hydrozoa, Anthoathecata, Hydridae. The record is from RefSeq and is a predicted model, not a curated record.